This is a messenger RNA of Mercurialis annua (annual mercury), 2139 nucleotides long. RefSeq lists its product as uncharacterized. Bases 1 to 2139 code for a protein of 712 amino acids. The record is from RefSeq and is a predicted model, not a curated record. Lineage: Eukaryota; Viridiplantae; Streptophyta; Magnoliopsida; Malpighiales; Euphorbiaceae. The transcript has 9 exons.
AUGAAACCCGAAGAAAGCAUUUCAGAAAUUAGCUCCAAGUUCUCUGAUAUUCUGAAUGGGCUUAAGAGUCUUGGUGAAAGUUUCACGGAUGAGAUGUUGGUGAAGAAAAUCUUGAGAUCUCUCUCGGAUAAAUGGGAAAGUAAAGUCACGGCUAUUAUUGAGGCAAAAGAUCUGAAGAAAUACGGUUUUGAUGAUCUCAUGGGAUCUCUCAUGACACAUGAGAUGGUCAACUCAGAUGAAGAACUAGCUUUGGUGACAAAGAAGUUUCAAAAGAUGUACAGAAAAGGUGAUCAAAGGUACCGGAAGAACAUGAAGAAUUUCAUCAAAGGAAAAACAGAAAACAAUAUGGAGAAUGUUGAAAGGUUGUGCUUUGUUUGCAAUAGGUCGAGUCACUUCAAAGCUAGUUGUCCCAAGCUAAAGAGAACUACCAAAAGUGACAAGCAAAAGAAAGCCAUGGUUGACACAUGGAGCAAAUCAGAAAAAUCCAGUUCAUGUGAUGAGGAUAUUGCUAGUGAAAAGGCAAACCUCUGUUUGAUGGUUCUAGAAAAUGGUGGAUCAAGUGGUCAAGCUAAAUUUGACAAAAAAGAAGCUGAUACAUCUGACAAUAAGGUAAGCACCCAUAAAUCUCAAUAUUAUGAUGAACUUCAAAAUGCUUAUAAUGAUAUGUUUGAGGAAUUCACAAAGGUUUCAAAGAAAUAUGUUAAACUGAAAUCUAAAUAUUCUAAAACUGUUGUUUUUAAAACUAAGUUGAAUGUUCCUCAUACUAAUUUUCUUGAAAAAGAAAAUAAAAUGCAAAAAGACUUUGAUCAGCAAUCUGAGAGAUUGUUGAAAGCUGAAACUAAGAUUUCAUUUCUGAAAAAGAAAUUGGAAACCUCAAAAAGUCUUAGAAUCAUUCUCUUGCAACAAAAUGAUGAUUUGCAAAAGAAGAUUGAUCUUCUUGUCAAGGACCUUUCAAGUUUUACUAAAGGUAAACAUAAUCUUGACAUGCUUUUGGGAAAUCAGCGCCCUUAUGGAGAAACAAGUGGUAUUGGAUUUUCAGGUUUCACAAAACCUAAAAAGCUUAAGGAUCAUGUGACCAAGUUCUGCAGAUUUAAAAAUGGAACCUCUCUAGCUAAACACAUAUGGGUUUGCCUAAAGAGCAAGAAUAAUCAUGAUAAAUGGUUUAUGGACAGCGCUUGCUCUAGGCACAUGACAGGUGAUAAAUCAAAAUUCACCAGUGUUAAGCUAAAAGGUAGAGGAACAAUUAGCUUCAAAGUCAACAGUACACUUGGAUUCUAUUCCUUGCACAUAAUGAUGAAUCAUUUGAGAAGUUUGAGACCUUGUGCAAAAAGCUUUAUAAUAAAAAAGGAUACAAUAUGGUCUCAAUCCGGAGUGAUCAUGGGAAGGAGUUUGAGAAUAAGUGUUUUUGGAGAAUUUUGCAAUGAAUAUGAAAUCUCUCAUAACUUCUCAGCUCCAAGGAUUCCUCAACAAAAUGAAGCUAUUACCUCCUCAAGCUAUAUUCAGAACAGGGCGUUGGUAAGGUCUACCUUGAAGAAAACUCCUUAUGAACUUUGGAGAAACAGAAAACCCAAUGUAAGCUAUUUCAGAAUCUUUGAAUAUAAAUGUUUUGUGCAUAACAAUAACAAAAUUCUAUUGGCUAAAUUGAUGCAAAAUCUGGUGAAGCUAUUUUCAUGGGCUAAUUUGAACAUAACUAACCUAAACUUGUUGAGUAGAGAUAUUGCUGGAGAUGACCUUCUUGCAGAUCAAGCUGAUCAGUCAAUAGAAGAAAUUCAAGGGAAUGAUGAUAAUCUACCAAGAGAAUGGAGAUUCCACAAGCACCACUCUCGGGAGAAUCUUCUCACUAGUCCUUCUAAGAAGAUGAUGACUAGAAGUGUGCUGAAGAAAAUGGUUGAAAAUGUAGCUCAUAUGGCCUAUGAUUCAAAGAUUGAACCCAAGGACUAUGAGGAUGCACUGAAAGAUAAAAAUUGGCUUCUGGAAAUGCAAAAGGAACUCAAUCAGUUUGAGAAGAAUGAAGUUUGGCUUGAAUCAAUUAGAAUUCUUUUUGCCUAUGCAAGUUAUAUGAACUUCAAGCUGCAGCAAAUGGAUGUCAAAAGUUUCUUUCUGAAUGAGCAUCUGAAUGAGGAAGUCUAUGUGGAAUAG